UCUCUCUCUUGUCUUGUCUUGUCGUCCCCUCUCGUCGCUUUGCUUGGUUCGGUGUGCUUGCUUGCUUGCUUGCUUGUCGCUCGUUGCUAUCCACUCUCUUCUCUCUCUCUCUCUCUUCCUCUCCUCUCCUUCUGUCUCGGACCGUGUCUCUUUUUGUCUCGUCUUGCCUGCUCAACAUACGUCGACUCAGUACCGCCCAACACCAAACACCACCACAUGCUCCCACACCACUCACCUCGACGCUAAUUCCAAUCACACCCUUUCUCCACGCAGUCACCGCCCACCGCCCACCGUCGCUCCUGCCCUCUGCUGCUUGACCAUUCACUCACCAGCUUCAACUGCUCAAUCACACCACCAGCAAUCCCCCCGCCUGCCCGUCGUCGACUGCUGCGUCCUGCCUGCUCCUGAUCGGCCCCCGACUCCCCCUGCGCCGUGUCGCAGCACUGCCUCCGCUCCUGCAACCAACGCACACCGGCCUGCUCCACUAAACCAACGCCAAUUGCCCGCCUGGCCUGCCGAGAAUCGUUGACACAAACACCACCACCACCACCACCACCACUUCUGCGACAGGAGGGGAUCUGACUCGCUCCACCACCCACAAUCAUCAACAAACCCCCCUUCGCGAACGAGUCCCACCCCCUCCAACUACCCAACCCACAGCCAUGGCCGACAUGUCGAGGAGAAGGGCCUGCCUCACGCUGGUCCGCAAUCUGACCCUCGCCGCUCUCCUGUACGCUGUCAUCUAUGGCUCUGUGAGCAUGGUGACCGAUCCCACCGUGGCUAGCAAGGGCAAACUGGGCAUCCCCGCCUUCCUCGACAAGACAGGUCCCACCGAGCUGAUCAAGACCACAAAGGCCGGCGUCCAGGUCAAGUUCACGAGCUCGCCCAGAACCGUCACCAUCAACCCACACGCCAACGUCUUCAACCGCCCCGUGACUGCUGUCAAGAUCAAGGACGACUUCUACGGCCCACGACCCCAUGUCGACACCGAGGCCGAUCUGCACAUGCUGGUCGAAGAGUGCAGAGGCACCUAUGAAGGCAUUGAGAAGAUGAGGAAUGUCUUCGACUGUCUCAAGUUCUUCGCCGAGGAGGAGCACCGCUACUACACCCUUCCCGACAAGGCUCACCGUGCCAGUGCUCAGGACCCCACCAAGGCCGAGUACGUCAACGCCGACGGCCACGGGAACACGCUCAAGAGCUACCCCUCGGUCGAGGAGGCGAAGCCCGCUAAUGGUUCUGAUAUUGGUACCUGCCCCGGUCCCAUCAUUCCCUACCACGUCUACUGGACCGGUCCUGCCACUUGGCGCGUCGAGGCCUUUGUCAAGAGCUACCUGUAUACGCAAAACCUGGCUUGCUCGCGCCUCUGGAUUUGGCUGGAUGCCGACCGCAACCCUAAUGCCGUUCGCAACAUGCUCACCAAGGAUGCCUUGUUCGCUCGCUUCCUCCCUCUGGUCGAGCGUGGCGACAUCACCAUCAAGGAGUGGAAGUUCCCCUCGAGGAUCCCGCUGCCCAAGGAUGAGGAGCAGCGCAACGGCUUCGGCUACUACAGCUCGCCCGGACGUGCCAAUUCAAAGGGUGAAAAGGCCGUGGCCGAGAACAUUGUCGAGGACAAGGAUGGCCAGCAAUGGCUCGUCCUGACGCCCAAGCAAAUGACCUUCCUCCCCGUUGCCGUAUCUGACGCUAUGCGCUUCAUCGUCUUGCACAUGCACGGCGGAGCCUACUUCGACAUGGACGUACUGAUGCUCAGGGACAUGCGCCCGCUUCUCCUUCCCAAGGAACACGCUUUUGCCGAGCGUUGGGCAGCCCAUCCUCACCCGGGAGAUUACAACACCGCCAUCAUGUCCCUCACUGCCAACUCGUCCAUCUCAUCCUACCUUCUCUACGGUGGGAUCCGCAUGGGCCUCAACUUCCACCCCCGUGUGCUUGGCCGCAUGGCCUGGAAGGAGAACCGUGACCAAGAGUUCCUCAUGUUGGAGACGGCCGCUUUUGACCCCAUCUGGACGGAAUUCAACUGGGAUCGUGAAGGCCGCUGCACCGUACCUUGUCUUAGAGACUACAGCGCCGCUUUCAAAGGCAAGCAGGAUGCUAUCAAGGACGAAUGGGAAAGCUACGAUGCCCCCCAGCUCGAGGCUCUCAACCUCACAGAUGCGCAGCCCAGAGAAUUGCGAUCUAUUCCUGCCGAAUCAGCCACUUCGCUGGACCGCCGUGACCGCGCAGAGAAUGAAAACAUCCCAGCAUCUGCCGCCGCCCCAACUCCGAAGAAUGGCGAACAUGCCGAUUCGUUCCAAACGACCCCAAACGAAGAGGUUGAGCUGCGCAAGGCCGGCAUCAUCGCCGAAUACAAUCUUGCCGAGGACAAAUUCCCACCCAACAACCGCACAGUUGAAAACUUCUUCCGUGGAGCCUGGACCUAUCACAUCCACAAUCAGUGGAUGAAGCACCCGGAACCCUCGUCGUGGAUUGCUAUUCUCGAGCAGGCUCAAGACGGCUUCUUCGCCGGAACGCGCACUAACGCGCAUGGCGAGAAUUGGACGGGUCCAAGUGUGAUGCCGUACAACUACUGGCCUGAAUACGUAUGAACGCCACUGCACGGCUCACUAGCCCCCCUUCGCGCUGUUCUGGCCCCGCCGGCCGAGUGAAGGUUGCCGCGCCGCGCCACCUGGCGCAUAGCUUCCAUCGGAUGUCACAGGUUUCAUGCAUCGGCUCAGCUCCACAGACAACAGCUGGCUUCCGGAUCUCGUAGAGGUCUUGCAAUCAAUAGUCUUUGCAACAUUUCCUGGUGGAGCUUCACGGUUCCCUCGAACUGCAUCUUAUGACCACGGACAAAUGCGCUUCGGCGUUCACGACUAAAAAAAACGGGAUAUCGAUAGCGGCGUCAUCGAUUCGCUUCGGCGGUUGUUUAUUGCUAUGAGCGACUUUUCCCCCUCAUUGGGAUUAUAUUACACACAUUCGCUUCUUGUACUCGACUUCGGACACAUCGGCGGGAAACGUCGGUUGGCUCCCCGGUUGUGAUUCCGCGUUAAUUCCUUCGCUUCUCUGUUUUAGACUUUGACCUUUUUUUUUUCGCUUCCUGCUUCUU
Periconia digitata is the source of this 3079-nucleotide messenger RNA. The record is from the annotation of a GenBank genome assembly. Lineage: Eukaryota; Fungi; Ascomycota; Dothideomycetes; Pleosporales; Periconiaceae.